CAAUUAAACAAUGGGAGAUGGUCUCACUAAUUUAGAAUUGUUAACAACAUACCGGCAAUUUUUUUUUUUUUCAAUAAUAUAAAUAUUCUUAUAGAGAACAACAAAGUGUGAAGAGUAUUUUAUUGUAUGAUAAGGUUAGGCGGGAAGACUGUCGACGGAUAUAUUCGUGUAUAAGAGGGAUUUUCUUAGAAUUUGGCGUUCAUUUCUUAGAAUCGGUUUGAUUUGAGUAAAAAACGACGUAAUCGAGGAAUCUCUUCAAUUCUUGGAAAAAAAGUCUUUUAAUUUUUGCUGGUGGAAAUUAUAAUUGAAAUUUUUGCUGUCUUUCAAAUUAUUAUUAGAAAAAAAUUAAUUAUUAGUUUUUAAAGUUAAAGUUUUCUCUAUCAAUAUUAUAAAGGAAAUGCAAAAUUUUACAGAUUUCAACUUUUUAGAAUUAUUUCAAAAUUUGAAUAUUUCUGAAAGUGAUUUGACUAUAAAUGGAUUUUCAUAUCCAAUUUAUCAGGAAAAUGGACAAAGAGCCGUUGGUCCAGUAUAUAAAAACGGACAAAAAAUUAAAGGUCCAAAAAGAUAUGAGAAUGAAAUUUUUAUAGAUAAAAUACCAUGCUCUUGGUCUGAAAAUAAUUUAAUGAAUCUUUUGAUGAAAGCUGGCGUCGUAUAUUUUUUGAGAUUUUUAGUAAAUUUUUCUGGUCAAUCACGUGGAAUAGCUUAUGUACAAUAUCUAGGUGAUACUCCACCAUAUAUUAUUGUUGGAAAAUUGAAUCAUGUUUUUCGUAUAACUGGAAUAAAAAUUUAUGCGCAGAUUAGUAAAAAUUAUCGUCGAUUAAAAAUUGGGAAUAUUUUACCAAAAAUUCAAGAUGAAAAAAUUUCAAUAAUAUUACAACAAUUUGAAUGUAUUGAAUCAUAUUCAGUUAUAAGAGAAAAUAAAAAAAAAAGUUGUAUUUUAUCGUUUGGGAAUAAUAGACAAGCAUGUUUGGCAAGGCGUGUUCUACUAUCACAAUCAAGCAUAUUUGGGCCAAGUUCUUAUGUUGUUUGGUUUGACAAACCAAAAAAUAAUGUGAUGUAAAGUUCAGUUUUUUUUUUUUUUAUUUUUGGAAUAAGCUGAAAUGAUUUUCAUUAUGAUGAAGAA
Molecule: messenger RNA, 1123 nt
Organism: Condylostylus longicornis
Lineage: Eukaryota; Metazoa; Arthropoda; Insecta; Diptera; Dolichopodidae
Gene: tut
Product: probable RNA-binding protein 46
Exons: 4
Coding region: 398-1060 (220 amino acids)
Cellular component (GO): nucleus
Molecular function (GO): mRNA binding
Source: RefSeq, a predicted model, not a curated record